Molecule: messenger RNA, 5226 nt
Organism: Callorhinus ursinus (northern fur seal)
Lineage: Eukaryota; Metazoa; Chordata; Mammalia; Carnivora; Otariidae
Gene: BCL6
Product: BCL6 transcription repressor
Biological process (GO): regulation of transcription by RNA polymerase II
Cellular component (GO): nucleus
Molecular function (GO): DNA-binding transcription factor activity, RNA polymerase II-specific; protein binding
Source: RefSeq, a predicted model, not a curated record
CCCCCGUCCCCCGGGUGAAUCCCCGGCGGCCCUCGCGGCGCAGGCGGCGAUCCUGGCGGCCGUCGGGUGCCGGCAGCUUCCUGGAAAGUUACUUCUCCUUGGAGCCGGCGAUAGGCAGAGUGUUCUGUGAAAUCCGCUGAGCUGAGAUCGACUACAUUCCGGGAAUGAGAGGGCUGUGCCAUUCCCCUCACUACCCCCUGCCUUGACGGCGUAACAGGAAAAAAAAAAAAAAGCACACACAAUGUUAGCUACCGAAGUGCACGAAACGUUUUAUUUAAUGUAACCAAAUUAAGGGCUGCCACGAUCUCACCACGGGGCCUCCGACGCGCCUGCGGGGGCUUCGCGACAGAUGGGCAGCGGUGCCCGCAGAACGCCCGGGGGUGGGCGGUCCCUGGCGGGCAGGUACGGUAAGGACGGGGUGGGCGAAUCUAGCCCGGGCUUGCCGCGGAGCGCAGGGCUCGGGUGUGUGUCCCGGUAUGCGAGCGCGGGAGGAAACGGCUGCUUAGUGCCCGCCGAGUGUAGGAGCCAGGGGAAAAGGAUGGAUGGGGGCUUUCGUGUUGGCUCACUCUCGCUCUUAACCUCGCUUCUCGUCCUUCUCUCACCUCUUUUCUUGUCUCCGCCUUCGCCUUCUGCUGUCUUCUCUUCCCUCUGCCUUUUUUAGAGGGAAGGGGUCCCUCUUUUUUCUUCUCCAACUCCUUUAAAAGAUCUGCCUUCUCCUCAAGGUGCCUAAUUGCAAAUCCGGAGAUUUUGAAAAGGCAGAAGAGAGAAAGUGUGUGGGUGGAAAGACCACGUUUAGGUCUGGCUUGGUGGUUACUGCGGCUGGGGCGGGAUUGGUGAUCCGGAGAGUACAGGUCUGGGCCCUUGCAGUUAUCAGUUUCUCUUUGACAGCCCUGCUCUCUUGGCAAGUGUUUUCGUGUUAUGAGUAUUGCGCGUGGCACCGGUGGGAUGGCUGAAGCUAGGUGACGGAGUUUGUCCAGGACUUUGCUGGAGAUUAGCUUUCAGUCUUGGGCGAGGCUUAUCCGGUGGAGCCUCAGUUAAUCAGGGCUGUAAUAAAGAUCCCAUACAGUAACGGAUGGGAAAGGGCUGAGUGGUCUGUAAGAACCAAAGCAGCUGUUAGGUGCUUCCACACUUGCAGCAUCUAGAGGGAGGCAUGGCUUCCCACAUCCACCAUAACACACACUCGCUAGCUGUGGCAGCUCCAAAGAUAGAGCUAGCUGAAGAAGGAGUGGACUUAAUAGGGCUGUGGGCCUCAGCAGAUGUGCAUUUGUUUUUGCCCAAGCCAGGCAGAGGGGGAGGAUGAAAAUGGCCCAGCCCCAGGGCCAGGCUGACCAGUAGACCCCUGGGAAUGGGGAAUGUUUUGUCUGUUUGUUUCAAUCUGCAUAUGGAAUGAGUCAUUGCCAUUUGCCAAGGUGAAAUGGCAAAUCUGGGCUUCCCAUGGUUCCAAAAGUCUGUGACUGGGAAUUCACAAGCGAGCUGGUGGUUGAAGCUGGCUAAAGGGCAGCCUUAGGUAUUCCAGAAGUGUUUAGGGAUGUCUUUCAUGGGGGAAGAGGAGAUUGUUUAUAAAUGAAACUCUCACAUGUCGUCAGCAUUCUUUUUCAACGGAGACAAUCACUGAACUUUGGUUCGGACCAAUCUAGUGUCUCUCUCUUUGCCCAUCUUGAGUUAGGAUGGGAGAGGAGGAAAUAGGUUCUUUCGUCUCGUUCUGCCCCCUCCCUUCAGCCAUCCCCUUCCCUCAUCCUCACUCACUCACAUGCACAUAACCUUGAAGCCGAUGGGAUUGAGUGACUGGCACUUGGGACCACAGAGAAAUGUCAGAGUGUUUGGUUACAGACUCAAGGAAACCUCUCAUUUUAGAGUGCUCAUUUGAUUUUAAGCAAAAUUUUGGACUGUGAAUCAAGGCAUUGGGUGAAGACAAAAUGGCCUCCCCGGCUGACAGCUGUAUCCAGUUCACCCGCCAUGCCAGUGACGUUCUUCUCAACCUUAAUCGCCUCCGGAGCCGUGACAUCUUGACUGAUGUUGUCAUCGUGGUGAGCCAUGAGCAGUUCAGAGCCCAUAAGACAGUCCUCAUGGCCUGCAGUGGCCUGUUCUAUAGCAUCUUCACGGAUCAGCUGAAAUGUAACCUGAGUGUGAUCAACCUGGAUCCUGAGAUCAAUCCUGAGGGGUUCUGCAUCCUCCUGGACUUCAUGUACACGUCCCGACUCAAUCUGCGGGAGGGCAACAUCAUGGCCGUGAUGGCAACGGCAAUGUACCUGCAGAUGGAGCACGUGGUGGACACUUGCCGGAAGUUUAUCAAGGCCAGUGAAGCAGAGAUGGUUCCUGCCAUCAAGCCUCCCCGUGAAGAGUUUCUGAAUAGCCGGAUGCUGAUGCCCCAAGACAUCAUGGCCUAUCGGGGUCGUGAGGUGGUGGAGAAUAACCUGCCACUGAGGAAUGCCCCGGGGUGUGAGAGCAGGGCCUUUGCCCCCAGCCUGUACAGCGGCCUGUCCACCCCGCCGGCCUCUUACCCCGUCUACAGUCACCUCCCUGUCAGCAGCUUCCUCUUCUCUGAUGAGGAGCUGCGGGAUGCCCGGAUGCCUGUGGCCAACCCCUUCCCUAAGGAGCGGGCCCACCCCUGCGAUAGUGCCAGGCCCGUCCCUGGUGACUAUAGCCGGCCGGCCCUGGAGAGAACUCCCAGUGUUUGCCACAGCAGCAUCUACUCACCCAAGGAGGCAGCCCCAGAGGAGACACGCAGUGACAUGCACUACGGCGUGGCUGAGGGCCCCAAGCCUGCCGCCCCCUCAGCCCGGAAUGCCCCAUACUUCCCCUGUGACAAGGCUGGCAAGGAGGAAGAGAGGCCCUCCUCAGAGGAUGAGAUCGCCCUGCAUUUCGAGCCCCCCAGUGCACCCUUGAACCGCAAGGGUCUGGUCAGCCCCCAGAGCCCCCAGAAGUCCGACUGCCAGCCCAACUCGCCCACGGAGUCCUGCAGUAGCAAGAAUGCCUGCAUCCUCCAGACCUCUGGUUCACCUCCAGCCAAGAGCCCCACCGACCCCAAAGCCUGCAACUGGAAGAAAUACAAGUUCAUUGUGCUCAACAGCCUCAACCAGAAUGCCAAACCGGAGGGGCCCGAGCAGGCCGAGCUGGGCCGCCUCUCCCCUCGAGCCUACACCGCCCCACCGGCCUGCCAGCCACCCAUGGAGCCCGAGAGCCUUGACCUCCAGUCCCCAACCAAGCUCAGUGUCAGCGGGGAGGACUCCACCAUCCCACAGGCCAGCCGGCUCAAUAACAUCGUCAAUAGGUCCCUGACGGGCUCCCCCCGCAGCAACAGCGAGAGCCACUCACCGCUCUACUUGCACCCCCCCAAGUGCACAUCGUGCGGCUCUCAGUCCCCGCAGCAUGCAGAGAUGUGCCUCCACACCGCUGGCCCCACAUUCCCCGAGGAGAUGGGAGAGACCCAGUCUGAGUACUCGGAUUCCAGCUGUGAGAACGGGGCUUUCUUUUGCAAUGAGUGUGACUGCCGCUUCUCUGAGGAGGCCUCACUCAAGAGACACACGCUGCAGACCCACAGUGACAAACCCUACAAGUGUGACCGCUGCCAGGCCUCCUUCCGCUACAAGGGCAACCUCGCCAGCCACAAGACCGUCCACACGGGUGAGAAACCCUAUCGUUGUAACAUUUGUGGAGCCCAGUUCAACCGACCAGCCAACCUGAAAACCCAUACUCGAAUUCACUCUGGAGAGAAGCCCUACAAAUGCGAAACCUGUGGAGCCAGAUUUGUACAAGUGAGCGGGGCCAUGGGGAAAAGACCCCUCAGCCUCUGUAUGCUGAUGAGGGGCUCCCAGGGGAGGGGGCCACAGCCCACCCCAACAGAGCCUCUCAUGCUUUGCUCUUCCAUUCAGGUGGCCCACCUCCGUGCCCACGUGCUCAUCCACACUGGAGAGAAGCCCUAUCCCUGUGAAAUCUGUGGCACCCGUUUCCGGCACCUUCAGACUCUGAAGAGCCACCUGCGAAUCCACACAGGAGAGAAACCUUACCAUUGCGAGAAGUGCAACCUGCAUUUCCGUCACAAAAGCCAGCUGCGUCUUCACUUGCGCCAAAAGCAUGGCGCCAUCACCAACACCAAGGUGCAAUACCGCGUGUCCGCCACUGACCUGCCCCCGGAGCUCCCCAAAGCCUGCUGAAGCAUGGAGUGUUGAUGCUUUCCAUUCGAGUCCCUUCUCAGAAUCUACCCAAAGGAUACUGUAACACUUUACAAUGUUCAUCCCAUGAUGUAGUGCCUCUUUCAUCCACUAGUGCAAAUCAUAGCUGGGGUGGGGGUGGGGGGAGGGGCGUGGGGACUGGGGGCCAAGGCAGCUCCCCUUCCCCCACUGCCAUAAAACAUUAAGAAAAUAAUAUUGCUUCUUCUCCUAUGUGUAAGGCAAACCAUGUCAGCAAAAAGCAAAAUCAUUUUAUAUAUCAAAGUGGGGGAGUAUGCAAAAGUUCUGACUUGACUUGGUCUGCAAAAUGAGGAAUGUAUAUGUUUUGUGGGGACAGAUGUUUCUUUUGUAUGUAAAUGUGCAUUCUUUUAAAAGAAGAGACUUCGGUAUGUUAUCAAAGAGAGGGCUUUAAUUUUUUUAACCAAAGGUGAAGGAAUAUAUGGCAGAGUUGUAAAUAUAUAAAUAUAUAUAUAUAUAAAAUAAAUAUAUAUAAACCUAAAAAAGAUAUAUUAAAAAUAUAAAACUGCGUUAAAGGCUCGAUUUUGUAUCUGCAGGCAGACACGGAUCUGAGAAUCUUUAUUGAGAAAGAGCACUUAAGAGAAUAUUUUAAGUAUUGCAUCUGUAUAAGUAAGAAAAUAUUUUGUCUAAAAUGCCUCAGUGUAUUUGUAUUUUUUUGCAAGUGAAGGUUUACAAUUUACAAAGUGUGUAUUAAAAAAAAAAAACACAAAAAGAACAAAAAAAAGCUACCGAAGGAAAAAUGUGUAGUUUUGUUCUAGUUUUUGGUUUGUAUAUACCUGUACAACGUGUCCUACGGUGCCUUUUUUCAUGGAAGUUUUCAGUGAUGGACAAGCGUGCCAUCCCUUCUGAAGUGUAGGCAGACACAGGGACUUGAAGUUGUUGCUCACUAAGCUCUCUUUGGGAAUGUUUGUCUCAUCACAUUCUGCGUCAUGCUUGUGUUAGAACUACUCCGGAGACAGGGUUUGGCUGUGUCUAAACUGCAUUACCGCGUUGUAAAAUAUAGCUGUACAAAUACAAGAAUAAAAUGUAGAAAAGUCAA